AUGCUGAAUGCUGAUGUGGGUCAUGCUGACGGAAGAAUGUGCAGGGGCUUCCUUCCAAGGCUCCGACAUGUUAGAAGGCCUUUGAGCUUUGGGCGUCCGCGUGCUGCAGCUCGAUCCUGGCUGGCUGCCUUUGCAGGCCGUGUUGUCAGUUUGGGAAGCCUGUCGGGACUGACCACCCGUAGAUGCAAAUCUGUUGCACAGGGCCAGUCACAUCCACGAUGGACAGGUCCGGACGAAAGCGAUUUGCAGUGCAGGGAUGGCAAGGAGAUCCGCUCCUCAGCCCUGGAACUGUCCCUGCGAAAGUGGCAAAGCAAAGAAGCUUUCAAAAGGGCCGCGCUCCACAGGUUGCAGGACCACGCGGCCAGCAAGGGCGGGCGAUGCAUGUCAGCGCAUUACACGAAUUGCAAGACGAAAACCCAGUGGGAGUGCAGAUGUGGGCACCAGUGGAAGGCCACACCGAACGGCGUGCUGAGUGGAGGGACCUGGUGUCCUCGCUGCGCCAUCGGCAAACAACGGCUCAGCUUGCACCAGCUACAGGAGCACGUGAUGGAACGAGGUGGCAGGUGCUUGUCCGACGAGUACCGGAACAAUCGUACCAAGGUUCGCUGGCAGUGCAAGCUGGGACACACCUGGGAGGCGACAGCGGCAAAUGUUCUGAACCAAGGGUCCUGGUGCCCCGAGUGUGCACGCAAAAACAAGUCACGCUCCAAGCCCACGUUGCGGGACUUGCAGGGGCAUGCCGCUGCACGUGGUGGCAAGUGCUUGGCUGCCGAAUAUGCUGGUAUGAGUGUGAAAGUUUUGUGGCAGUGCGAGAAAGGCCACACUUGGCGUGCGAGGGCAAACAGCGUGUUGAACGGCAAGUCAUGGUGCCCGUUUUGCGCGAAGAGUGGGGCACUGGGAUUGGAGCGACUGCGGAGCCACGCCGCCCGCCGUGGUGGACAGUGCCUGGCCAAGGACUACAAGAAUGCCCGCACCAAGGUGCAAUGGAAGUGCGGUUCUGGCCAUCUAUGGCGAGCAUUCGUGAGCGACGUCAUCUACAAAGGCACCUGGUGCCCCGAGUGCCGGAAAAUUGGCCUGGCGCGUCUUCAGGAACACGCCGCGUCAUUGGGCGGGAGGUGCCUCUCCAAGACGUAUAGCAACCAAAAUGUCAAUGUUCUUUGGGAAUGCCAGCUCGGCCACACGUGGAAAGCCAGUGCCAACAGCAUCCUGCAUAACAAGACUUGGUGCCCUCAAUGUGCAAGCGCUUCUUGGAAGACGGAAGCUGAGGUCCGAAGCAUUCUGGAAGCCAUCUUUGCUCCUUCAACGUUCGAGUCGUCCUAUCCCGAGUUUCUGGGAGGGUUGCAGUUGGACGGCUACUGUUCCGAGCUAUCUUUGGCAUUCGAGUACCAGGGGGAGCAGCACUUCGAUCCUGAUAACUACUACCAUUUCGGUGACCCUCGCAGCUUUGAGAGGCAACUGGAGAGGGAUGUCAGGAAGCGCCAGCUCUGCGAAGAGAUGGGCGUCCGGCUGGUGCUUGUGCCGUACUUUGCCAGCGACAAGCGCCUUUUUGUUCUCACGGCGCUGCUUCAGUGGUUCUCUAUCGCUCAGAUCACGGCCCGGAUGUUGCCUUCUGCCAAGCAGCAUCUUUAA
Molecule: messenger RNA, 1629 nt
Organism: Symbiodinium natans
Lineage: Eukaryota; Dinophyceae; Suessiales; Symbiodiniaceae
Source: the annotation of a GenBank genome assembly